Brassica napus (rape) is the source of this 1387-nucleotide messenger RNA. RefSeq lists its product as uncharacterized. The record is from RefSeq and is a predicted model, not a curated record. The transcript has 2 exons. NCBI's taxonomy places the organism in Eukaryota, Viridiplantae, Streptophyta, Magnoliopsida, Brassicales, Brassicaceae. Bases 247 to 1281 code for a protein of 344 amino acids.
AUGUAAUGAAACCACUUGUAUUGCCUUUUGUUGGGCCUUCAAUAUUUUGUAUUGCCUUUUAGAGGUUGGAGGGCAUUCGGAGUUAGAGAUAGAGAGGAAUCGUAAGUAUAAAGAGUUAUAGAUAGAGUUGAAUCUGAAGUAUAAAGAGUUAUAGAUCCGUACAAAUAAAUUGAGCGAGUGGGUUGGUAUUAUAUAAAGGAAGACUAAAAGGGUUUGUUGUUAAACAAAGAUUAGUUUGUAGUAACAAUGAUGUUUCUCCUUGUCGGCGGAACCAGGAAGCUCCGAUGGUUCUCCACGGCGGCGGCGCAGCCAUAUCUCCUGGUGAGAGAGAGGGAGGUCACCUUGAAGUCCUCCAGUGAAAGAGUGGUCACCUUAAAUCUGUUGGAUCCGUGUAAGCUUGAGAUGGUGAAGAUCCCCGGCAAGACUCUCCCGACGGAGGUUGGUAAGUCGUUGAGGAUAGGUUCAUCCAAGGGAUGGGUGGCUCUGACGGACCUUCAAAAUUCGAAACUGCGUCUCACCAAUCUAUUUAACCCUUGUGCCUCUUCACCAACAACAAUAACACUACCCCCUCUCGACGGGUCAGUUGCCCGAGUUUCCAAGGUCUCUCUCUCAGCCUCCCCGAACCAACGUGACUGUGUAGUGGCUGCUAAGUUGUUUGCUCCACUCGUCAGUCUGUGUCGGCCUGGUGACUCGGAGUGGACACACAUCGAGACCCCAAACAAUUUCUUCACUUCAGCUGUGAUGCACUCUAUGAGAGACCAGAAGUUCUAUCUCCAUUCCCCGGAUACGGCUCCGACUGAUCUGAUCAAGACUUGCUCUGACUUUCCUCCGGUGAGUCCUUACCGGAGGUUCCCUUUUUCUGACAUCCCCAAGACCACACAAGAUUUGUAUCAGUCAUCUAUCUUCAGAACUCAGUACUUGGUCGAGUCACCUUCCGGGGACUCUUUCAUCGUUAUCUGGUGUAUGGCUGGUGGUAAGAUGGAAAAAGAGACGUCAAGACUCAUGUGCGACACCAAGGGCUUUAUGGUGUUUAAGCAAGACCAUGGUAAGAAGUUGUCUUCCUAUACACAAGACAUUGGCGAUCUCUGCAUUUUCCUAGGCAAGAACGAAUCCUUUUGUGUCUCUGCCACAAAAUAUCCGGGGCUGAACCCGAAUUCAGUCUAUUUUGAAGGCAGUGAAACUGGGUUCGGCUUUUACGAACUCAGCUCAAACACUGUCCACGAUCUCACGCAUUUGGCCCCUUUCUCCGCUUUCUACUUAUGGCUUGCCCCUCUAGAAUAAAAUAAAGCAGCUUUUUGGUCCUUUUGUUUUUUUGGUGUUUGGUUUUAUCUUAGCUACUGCUUAACUUAUUUAUUGGAUUUUCAUCUCGAGUUGAUUUUUAUGUUCA